AUGAUCACAGCUGAGCCCACAGACAAGCACUACAGAUUCUUUUUUGAUAAGGAAGAACUGAAAAGAUUGCAGAAUCCUUUACAACCAGUUAAUGAUGGAAAAUACUUACUUGAAAAUCACCAGCUGGCCAUGGAUGUGGAGAAUAAUAUUGAAAAAUAUCCCCUCAAUCUACAACCCUUGGAAUCAAAGGUGAAAAUCAUUCAGCGAGCGUGGCGUGAGUACCUGCAGCGGCAGGACCCCCUGGAGAAAAGGAGCCCGUCCCCGCCCUCCAUCUCCUCGGACAAGCUGAGCAGCUCCGUCAGCAUGAACACCUUCUCCGACAGCAGCACACCCAUGGGGAAGUCACUUGCUCAGCCCAUCACAGUCAGUAUUGACUGGAACCGGAAUCUGGACCCAGGGAAGUGAGAUGCCAAAGGCCUGGCUCUUCCAUCCCACUGCUCUGUCUUCCUAAGUAAUGGUGACUUCAAAAUGUUAAAAAUAAAAAAAUG
Messenger RNA from Tupaia belangeri chinensis (Chinese tree shrew), 488 nucleotides. RefSeq names its product IQ motif containing J (gene IQCJ). NCBI's taxonomy places the organism in Eukaryota, Metazoa, Chordata, Mammalia, Scandentia, Tupaiidae. The record is from RefSeq and is a predicted model, not a curated record. The coding region runs from base 1 to 405 and encodes 134 amino acids. The transcript has 5 exons.